This is a messenger RNA of Gambusia affinis (western mosquitofish), 1980 nucleotides long. RefSeq lists its product as uncharacterized. The coding region runs from base 583 to 1980 and encodes 465 amino acids. Lineage: Eukaryota; Metazoa; Chordata; Actinopteri; Cyprinodontiformes; Poeciliidae. The record is from RefSeq and is a predicted model, not a curated record. Gene Ontology annotation, molecular function: nucleic acid binding. The transcript is spliced from 3 exons.
UGUCUUAGUCUUUGUAUCUUCUCUCUCAUCACAUAUUGUUGGUUUCUCCAGCAGCACCUCUCACCUUUCCUUAAGCAUUCACCAGCUGGUCAUAUGAACAGCAGAGGACCAGGCUGAUGGGAUUUAAUAAUUUAGAAGGCACUUUGUGUGCUUCAUCCAAAGCAGCUCACAUGUAUCCUUAUUGUGUGCAAACACAGGCUUUUCUUCACACUGUAUUGAAUUUGUGAUACUUUACCCUCUGGGUGAUGCAAGGGAACGGGGUUUUUGUGUGCCUCUGAACAUUGAGAGAGUACAUAUUUGUAUUUACGACAGAAACCAUCGGGGAAAAGCAUGAGUACUCUGCUGCCUCCUAGCUUUACCUGGAUUUUACCUGGGAAGUUUGAUAAUUUGAUUUUAUGACUAAAUGAAAGGUUUCCUACAACUGAAGUCACAAGGUUGAAGACAGGAUUCAAAGCAGAGCACAAGAAGACAAGAAAAAACAAGAAGUUAAUCCAGGAAGACACUACAAAUAUUGCCUGUCAUAAGACUCUUGAAUACUGUAGAAAGCCUCAUUCUAAGCCUGUAAAAGAACCAACACACAAAAUGUUUAAAAAAGUGAAAACGAAUAAGGAAGCUGAGAGAGAAAAAAAACAAAAGAGAAAAGCAAUUAAACAGACAGUAGAGAAAGAAACCAAACAAAAUAAAGAAGAAAAAGGGAACACGAAUCUACUGAAAAAUAAACCAUGUUCUUUAACAGAAUCGGUUCAACCUCUGAAAGACCCUUCUAUCAGUAGGAUAGAUGCACCACAUAAGGAACUAAUGCUAAAGAUAACAGGAACAAUCAAUGAAGGGGUCCCUUCUGUAAAAAAUGAUUUAGAACAAGAGAAACAUGAGCGAAAAAUGAACAAAGGUUCUGAAGACCAAAGUAAAUUAAUAUUUAUAAAAGCAAAAAAUGAAGACACCAAAGCUAUUCUGGAGCAGGAGGGUGAUGAAACAGUUGUCAAAGGUAGGGCACAGAGCUUACUGUCUGAUAAAACCAAAAUGGCAUCCCUUGGACACAACACGAGAAAGGCGGAAAUAAAUUCUGAUGCAGAAUCAUUAGAGUGGGAUGUGAGCGAAGGAUUACAUUUGAUACCCGCAAGAAAAAGAGUGACACCUUUUUUCAAGAUGACUGAUUGGAUUAAAAAAAAAAUGCCACAAAAAAUAAACUUGCGGAAGAAGAUUUCUGCUCUGAAUAAAGCAGUUGGUAUCACCAGCUGGCUUCGAACCUUAAAGCAAAAACAUAGCAGCAGGAAGUCUGGGGACCAAGUUUUUAGACACAGAGUGGCUAUGAGGAUUGUCUGUAAAACCAGGAUAGCUAGUCAAAAAAACAAAAGUUCUGCAGAGGACAAACUUAAGAAAGAAAAAACCAGGCCCCGGGAAACCAAUGGAGAAGCCACAGAAGAAGUAGCAAUGGUCAGCAAUAAAGAACUAGAUGCCAAAUACGCAGUGGUACUUCCUAGAGUGAAAAAAAUGGCAAAGGCAAAGACAGCUCAGACACAUAAGACAGCUCCUUCUAUGUCAAAUACAUCAGGAGGACACUCUAUCUGCAACACCAAACCCCCAAAGCCAGGAGCUAAACUGGUAUUUCCUUCCAAACCAGAUCUCAGUCUCCUGAAGUCCAUGAGAAAGUCAUUGCCGGAAAAUUUGCUAUCAGAUGAAGAUGUGGAAAACAGGGGUACAAAUAUGAAUGAAGCCAAGUACAGAGCUCCUGAAAGAAAACCUAUUCCAGAUUGCUCAGAACCUCAAAUGGACCGAAGGUUCACCUUCCAACAAGACAAUGACCCAAAGCACACAGCUAAAAUAACAAAGGAGUGGCUUUGGAAUAACUAUGUGACCAUUCCUGACUGGCCCAGCCAGAUCCCUGACCUAAAUCCAAUUGAGCAUCUCUGGAAACACCUGAUCAUGGCUCCACCAACAUUCACCAUCCAACCUGACAAAACUGGAGAGGAUCUGUACUGA